AUGACGUCCGGCUCCUCGCUGCUCCUCCUCCUCCUCCUCGGCUCCGCUGCGGGCUUCGAGCUGCUGCCGGACGAGGCUGCUCCCCGCCGGGCACGAUUCUCUGCAAACAGCCCGACUGACGUUGCCAGAUGUUUGAAUGGAGCCGUGGCCGUCGGCUGUGGAUUCUUCUCUUGUCUAGAAAACUCGACCUGUGACACCGACGGGAUGCACGAGAUCUGUGAGCUCUUCCUCCAAUCAGCUGCCACCUUCAACACAGAGGGUAAGACCUUCGUGAAGAAGAGUCUUCACUGCAUCUCUCAGGGAAUCUCAUCGAAGGUUUUCCAAACGAUCCGUCGCUGUAACAUCUUCCAGAGGAUGAUCGCUGAGGUGCAGGAAGAGUGUUACAGCAGUCUGGACAUCUGCACUGUGGCUCGAACCAACCCUGACGCCAUCGGAGAGGUGGUGCAGGUUCCCACGCACUUCCCCAACAGGUGA
Molecule: messenger RNA, 474 nt
Organism: Anarrhichthys ocellatus (wolf-eel)
Lineage: Eukaryota; Metazoa; Chordata; Actinopteri; Perciformes; Anarhichadidae
Product: stanniocalcin-like
Exons: 4
Coding region: 1-474 (157 amino acids)
Biological process (GO): intracellular calcium ion homeostasis
Cellular component (GO): extracellular region
Molecular function (GO): hormone activity
Source: RefSeq, a predicted model, not a curated record